This is a messenger RNA of Aplysia californica (California sea hare), 1525 nucleotides long. Its product is annotated as choline transporter-like protein 2. The record is from RefSeq and is a predicted model, not a curated record. Gene Ontology annotation, biological process: transmembrane transport. Gene Ontology annotation, molecular function: transmembrane transporter activity. Lineage: Eukaryota; Metazoa; Mollusca; Gastropoda; Aplysiida; Aplysiidae. Gene Ontology annotation, cellular component: membrane.
AUUUGUGUCAGUUCAUGCCCCACCACAUAUUGGUCGUAUGUUGAGACUGUAGCCAAAGAGGUUGGGGCUGGAAAUACAAUUCUCAGUUCAGAGCGGAGCAAGAUGAUCUGCAAAUACACUGUGGACCCCCAAUCUUCCGCGCUACUUACUACAGUUACGACGAAUACUACACGCUCAAACAACUCAACGCCACGGAGGAAUAUGGUCUUUCUCAAGCAUUUGCCCUCAACUUCAGCUACUACCUCAGUUUGAAAAAAACUUGGCUGGCUUUUGCUUUGUCGCUUCUAUGGGGGAUUCCGAGUUCUACAGUAACACGACCAACACCACCACUAACAACAUCAACUACUAUCUCAACCGGCUCCCUUGCACGCCAGACAAUUCUACUGUGGGAUCCCUGUGUGACUUCGUCAAGUACGGAGGAGAUGAGUACAUCAUCCCCAUGCAGCUUUUCAUGUUGUUUAUGAUGCUCUGGGUGAUCAACUUUAUAGUGGCCUUGGGACAAAUGACCUUGGCCGGCGCAUUUGGCUCCUACUACUGGGCCUGGGAGAAACCUAAAGAUGUCCCGGCAUUCCCAUUGGCUGGGGCAGUGUACCGCUCUCUCAGGUUCCACCUUGGCUCGUUGGCGUUCGGCGCUUUCAUCAUAGCUGUCGUCCAGUUCAUCCGAAUCAUGUUGGAGUACAUUGAAUACAAGCUCAAAGACUCGGAGAACAGGGUGGCCAAGAUUAUUCUCAAAAUUCUCAAGUGCUGCUUCUGGUGUUUGGAGAAAUUCCUCAAGUUCCUCAACAAAAAUGCUUACAUUAUGAUUGCAAUUCGAGGGAAGAAUUUCUGCUUCUCCGCUAAAGACGCCUUCAUGCUAAUAAUGAGAAAUAUUGUUAGUUGUGUUGUCGUUCUUCUGGUUCAAAGGCAGCGUUACAUACUUUGAUGAGUAUGUCAGUCGCCCGGAACUCAACUACUACUUAACACCCGUCAUUAUCCUGACACUGGCGACCUACCUCCUAGCCUCCGCCUUCUUCAGCGUGUACAGUAUGGCGGUGGACACCCUGUUCCUGUGUUUCUUGGAAGAUCUUGAGAUGAACGACGGGUCAGUGCAGAAGCCGUACUUCAUGAGCAAGGGUCUGAUGAAGGUUCUGGGCAAGAAGAAUGACAAGAUGGUGGACCCCAAGAACUCGGAGCCCAAUGGCGCCAAAGGCAAGAAAGCCUCCGCCAAGGUCACGCCUGACAAGAAAGGACGCCCCUUGCCAGAACCAGAAGGGAAGGGGAAGAAAGGGAAAUGGUCUUAAGAUAAUGAGCGUGGCACCACAACUUUGGGAACGGAAGACUUGUUUUGUGGAUUCUUUUACACUGGGAUGAUAUAAACUGUUAUGACAGCAUAAUAAGAUGAAGUCAAGAUGAUGUUUCCUUUUUUGCAUUUAAUAUACUGAGGAAAAUGCAAAUAGAUCAGAUGAAAUGUACGCUCCUCAACGAUAAAUAGUUCUUGUUUAACAUGAAAUGAUACGUGAGACUUAGUUCGAUGCUCAUAAAAAGG